Stegodyphus dumicola is the source of this 675-nucleotide messenger RNA. RefSeq lists its product as uncharacterized. The record is from RefSeq and is a predicted model, not a curated record. Lineage: Eukaryota; Metazoa; Arthropoda; Arachnida; Araneae; Eresidae.
AUGAAUCUACAAGAAAAAGCAGAUCAGAUAUUUAAAUUAGAUCUAGAAAUUGAGAAUUUAAUUCCUGAAGUAUCUGAUCUGGAAACAGAAGUCGAGAAUAAUCAAGAAUACAGAGAACGUAUAAUCUACGCGAAAUCGAAAGUUAAGAAUUAUUUUCAGAAUUCAGAUAGAAAUAAGGGAGAUUUUUCGUUUUCUUCACUUAUUUCGAAUAGUGAACCAGACAAACCAAGAAUAAAUUUGCCGAAACUUCAUGUAGAACCGUUUGAGGGUAAUUUAGAGAAGUUUCAGGAAUUUCGGUCACAGUUUGAUAAUGCGAUUCACAGUAACGAACGCUUAUCUAAAGUAGAUAAAUAUAAUUAUCUUAAAGCUUUCUUGAAAGGACCAGACUUAAUUAGUAUUCAAGGACUAUUGGUAUCGGAAAAUAAUUAUGAUUUAGCAGUUGAAUUGCUUAAAGAAAGAUUCGGGAAAAAAGAAAUUAUUGUCAGAUCUCAUAUUAACCAUUUGUUAAAUUUAAGUGCAGUAAAAUCAGCUUCGUAUUUGAAACAGUUAUACGAUACGAUAGAAAUCCAACUACGGGGUUUACAAACUCUUGCUGUCGAACUGAAUUCAUAUGGCAGUUUGUUGUUUCCACUACUAACCAAACUUAUUCCCGAUACCAUUGUGCUAGAUUUUUAA